Messenger RNA from Zymoseptoria tritici IPO323, 2052 nucleotides. RefSeq lists its product as uncharacterized. Gene Ontology annotation, biological process: proteolysis. Lineage: Eukaryota; Fungi; Ascomycota; Dothideomycetes; Mycosphaerellales; Mycosphaerellaceae. Gene Ontology annotation, molecular function: serine-type endopeptidase activity; tripeptidyl-peptidase activity. The transcript is spliced from 4 exons. The coding region runs from base 1 to 2052 and encodes 683 amino acids. The record is from RefSeq and is a predicted model, not a curated record.
AUGCACAUCCGGAAUAUAUUUGCAAUAUAUGCCGUUACGGCUUUGAACGCUCGUUGCGAUGCAGCACCAACUCGGGAGAUAAAUCAUGUCAUACACGAACGGAGAAGUACCACGUCAAGGCAGUGGCGACAAGGAAAUCGUGUUGACAAAGAUGCACUCCUCCCCAUGCGAAUCGGUCUUAUGCAGUCCAACCUAGAGACCGCCGAGGGUUAUUUGAUGGCCGUCAGUCAUCCCGGCUCGCCAAACUACGGCAACCAUUGGACGGCGGACGAGGUGCACGAGAUGUUCGCGCCCGAAGAUCAAGCAGUUCAGGAUGUCGUGGCUUGGCUCAAUAACGCCGGUGUUGGCAAUGUCGUGCAUUCUGACAACAAGGGCUGGCUUGCUUUUGAUAUUCCUGCAUCGCAAGCGGAAGAGCUUUUCAAGACCCACUACCAUGAGCACAACCACCAAAGUGAUACAAGCAGUGCAAAGGUCAAAAUCGGAUGCGAUCACUAUUACGUCCCAGAACACCUUGCCCAUCACAUCGACUACGUUACCCCAGGAGUGGUACUUUCUCCUUCAUUCACCAGGGUCAAGCAAGACGUCAAACGGACUAAGCGAACGCCGCAAGAGUCCAGUUGGCAUGGUCAAGACGGUGAAGCCAACGAACCAUUGCGUGCAAGACAGCCCGAGCCUGUCCCGGAUCAGUGGGAGCCGCCCUAUCAUCCUGCAUUGCCUGCGGACCUUCAAGACUGUGGACGAAACGUUACGCCUGCUUGCAUAAAAGCUCUCUACGGUAUUCCCGAUGCUCCGAUUGACGUUUCCGAUAUUGACAGUCUCGGCAUAUUCGAGGAUAGUGAUGCAUAUAACCAAGAAGACCUGGAUCUCUUCUACACGCAGUGGGCCAAGCAUGUCCCAAAUGGUACACGUCCGGACCUCAAAUCAGUUGACGGAGGUCAAGCACCGGUCCCACUGAUCGAUCUGGCCCACCGGUCCGAGUCAACCAUCGACCUGGGUAUAGCGUACGCUCUGACCUAUCCGCAAAAGAUCACGCUGUAUCAGGUUGACGAUGAUGUACAAGUGUUCACAAAUGGCUUCUAUAAUACGUUCCUUGAUGCCCUAGACGGUUCAUAUUGUACAUACUCCGCUUACGGUGUCACCGGCAAUACAGAUGGCUAUGAUGCGAUCUAUCCAGAUCCUGACCCAGAUGGUGGAUAUAAAGGAAAGCUGAUGUGCGGCACGUACAAGCCGACCCGAGUGAUCAGUAUCAGCUACGGCCCUGGCGAGUACGACUUCCCCUUGAACUACACCAAGCGUCAAUGCAACGAACUGCUCAAGCUAGGCCUACAAGGCGUGACCUUCUUCUGGGCGUCGGGAGACGACGGCGUCGCGAGUUACAAUGGAUGUCUGGGCAAGAAUCAGACCGUUUUCAGUCCCUCCUUCCCGACCUGCCCGUACGUCACCAAUGUCGGCGCCACGCGCCUGUACGACGAUCAGACGGUCCUGGAUAAGGAGUCAGCCUUGCACAUCGAGACUGGCGAGUACGGCGGCGGAUACGACCCCACCUCUUCUGCGGGCGGAUUCUCAAAUUACUUCGCCGUACCACAAUAUCAACAGUCCGCGGUGGCAUCUUACUUCUCCAACCACGACCCGGGCCUGCCAUACUAUACCGCCACCUACAACGCGACCGCUAUCACGAACCUUGGAGAGCACGGCGGCCUCUAUAAUCGCGUCGGUCGCGGCUAUCCCGAUGUCUCUGCCAAUGGCUGCAACUUUCUGAUAUCUCAAGAGCUGGAACCUACCAAGACUUACGGCGCAUCCAUCUCUGCGCCCAUCUGGGCCAGUCUGAUCACGUUGAUCAACCAGGAGAGGACGAAGUGCGGCAAGGGCCCUGUGGGUUUCAUCAAUCCCGUGCUCUAUGCGAAUCCGUGGGCGAUGAAUGAUAUCGUAAAUGGGUCGAAUCCGGGAUGUGGUUCUAGUGGGUUCCAGGCAGUACCGGGCUGGGAUCCUGUGACUGGAUUGGGAACACCAAACUAUCCAAAGCUGUCCCAGCUGUUCAAUAGUCUGCCGUGA